CUGGUACUCCUCCUCGCUUUCUGGUCCAUGGUCACCGGCACCGUCCCUCUCAAAUGGUCCACCGGCAAUCUCAGCCGUACGACCUCGACAUUCCCACCCACGAUGACUUCGACAUCCUCGUAUGUUGUCAAUUGACGAAUUUUAGUGGUGGAAAGAAUUAGGAUUGAGAAUUUUUGAUAUUCUGAUUUGUGGGAUUUUCUGGGGUUGUUUUAUUAGGAAGUGGAGGAGGGGGAGAAGGUGGACAUAUGUGGGAUGUGUAUGUGCAGAGCAAGAACAGGAGGUUGCCUCGUUUUUGGGAAGAAGCUUACGAAGCUGCUUAUGAAGCUUUGGUUAGUGAUGCUGCUGCGGUUCGUGAUGGUGCUAUUUCUGAGAUUGCUAAGAUGUCCAUUUUGUCCAUUAAUCUCGAGUCCUUUUCAGCUGCCCAAUCCUCAAACCAAUCUCUCUCUGCCUGACUCUUAUCCAGUAUCUGAUUGCUUGAUGUUGGUUUUUUACCAUUUGAGUUAAUGCGAUCAAAUGGUCGGUUCUAAGUGUUAGUGUUGUGGUAUAUGAUUAUGACACUAAAAUCGAUGAAUUGACUUUUUUUUUUGACAAGGGGAAUCUUUAUUGCACUUUAAUUAGUCAGUUACAAAGAGGGAGAAAGAAACCAACAUUCUGGUUCCAACAAGAGGAAACCCCAAUGAACACAGUUACAAACAAACUAUGUUGAGCAAAUGCAGCAAACAAGAGCGAAACACAGCUUGAAAGCAGCCACCCAAGAGAGCAAAACCCUUGAAACGAAAACAGCUCAUCGGAAACCCUCUUGCACCCAACCAGUCAGAGUACAACAAGAUCAAAAUCAGCUUGUCCGAUCAUAUCGAACUCCAUGGCAAGUGAUCAUCAUCAAACCAUUUGCCGCCUCCUGGGGAUAACUCAAUGGCAUCCAUCACAGGUAAUCAUAGAAAUAAGAUUGCAUGGCGGUGGAGGAGGAUAAGAAACGGAUGCUCCAAGCUGAAAAGGCAGAGGAAGUUGAGGGAGCGAGAUCAGAUUCGCAGCAGAGGAGAAGAUCCCACGGGAACAACACAUCUCUACGGAGACACCCGAUUCCCAGCCGCAACCACCGGGGAAGACCCAACCCUCCACGCUCCGACUGCUCACCAAGCAACACAAACUCACAGGGGAGGUCAGAGGGUGAGAGACGAGAAUGGCUUCACCAAAAGGUGAGACCACCAACCUAAGAAACAACACCCCCAUCCAGAUCUGGAAUAUGCACCCAAGCUGCUAACUCCGGCUCCAACAUUAACCAACCCAGGACAGAACCCAAGACCCGAAAGAAGAGCAGUAGCUCAACUGGAAAGGGGAAAAUCAGAAGACCACAACGGCAAGGAAAAACAGAACUGAGAUCCGAAUGAAAAAAGCCAGAACAAAGCAACAAAAACCCAGAACAUGGAAGGAUUUGGGCCACUGCCGGUCUCAAAAAGGAGCCGGCGGCAGCCCCUAAGUCUGAAAAAUUGUGUUUAUUGUUGAUGUGUGGCCAAGGCUGCAUUGAAGGGUUUGAUUCUGUUUUUCAUUUUUAGUUUCGCUGUCCAAUUCCAAAUCGAUGAAUUGACUUAUUGUUGUGACGAAUUGGUUAAUUCUGGUAAAGUGGGAUUUGGGUUUGAUCCCCUGUCUAGCCUGGUGGAAAGUUGGAUUCCUUCUGCUGGUUCUUUGUUGGAAAGAUUUCUUCUUUCUUUUUACUUUGGAAUCUUUUUUGGCCGGAAAGAAAACCCUUUUUCAACAAACACAUGUAGCAGAAACCAGAACCCAAAACUGUCAUUUUUAACCUCCAUUUCCCCAUUUUUCUAUUUGGACUUUUCCAUCGGAGCUGCAGAGCUAACGAAAGCAACUAAUAGUACUAGUUGCUUUGAUCAGUUUGGCCCUAUCAGUCUAUGAUUCUUUAGUUCCGAAUUGACAUAUGAUAGUGUCGGUUGGGAUGAUGUGAUCAAUCGUCUCUGUCUUCGUUGUUUAUCUGCAACAAUUGUCAUUCUGUGUUUGCGAUUAUGCCUCUGAGACUCGUGAGUUAUUGUUGCGUUACAGGGAAACAACAAAACCAGUGAGGAGGAAAUCAAGAGAGCAAGGAAACAGGAACAAAAAGAUGUAGGCAAA
This is a messenger RNA of Linum trigynum, 2121 nucleotides long. NCBI's taxonomy places the organism in Eukaryota, Viridiplantae, Streptophyta, Magnoliopsida, Malpighiales, Linaceae. The record is from the annotation of a GenBank genome assembly.